GCGUGGAUUCUGGGUACACGCAGCCCAGCCAUUUUACUGAGUACGGGAUGGAGUUAUGGGAAGGGAAGUGCACCUGCAGGCUUCCCCCUUACACGUAAACUGUCCACUUUUUUAGUUGUCAGUGAAGGGGUAAAGCAAAGUAAGGGGGAUUUCCUGUUAGUGGAUGUGAUAUCAGAACAGCAGUAAAGGAUAUAGUGGAUGAAACAACACUGCAACGGGGAGAGUACGGAAAAUUUGCAGUUAAGGAUAAUCAUUGGGAACCUCUGUAUAUAGUCCAACUAUCUCCUUAUUUGAGUCACUUUUUUAGCGAAAGGUGAACACUUUUUUUCCCUACUUUUGCACCUGAAGCUGUCCAGGGUUAUGAUUGGCAGGUACCAAAGAGCCUGACAUGUCCACCAUGGUUUAUCCAGGAGAAGAGAAGCUUGAAAAACUGACUCAGGAUGAGAUAGUCAUGAACACUAAGGCAGUGAUCCAGGGUCUGGAGACACUGAAAAAUGAACAUAACUCCAUCUUGUCAACACUUGUGGAAACCAGAAAAUGCAUUGAAGAAGACCAGGAUACCAGUGUGGUACAAGAGAAGUCAAGUCUUCUCCGGAAGUCACUGGAUUCUAUUGAACUUGGCUUAGGAGAGGCUCAGGUGUUAAUCGCUUUGUCAAGUCACUUGAGCGCUGUGGAAUCUGAGAAACAGAAACUGCGGGCUCAGGUGCGGCGUCUGGUCCAGGAGAACCAGUGGCUGCGGGAUGAGUUGGCGAACACCCAGCAGAAGUUGCAGCGCAGUGAACAGACAGUGGCCCAGCUGGAAGAGGAGAAGAAACACCUAGAGUUUAUGAACCAGAUCAAGAAGUUUGAUGAAGAUGUCUCUCCUGCUGAUGAAAAAAGUGGGGAGACAGCCAAAGAUAGCUUGGACGAUCUGUUUCCUAAUGAUGAAGAACAAGGACAAGGCCCACAGCAUGGUAGUGGUGAUGCUGCCGCACAGCAUGGUGGUUAUGAAAUCCCUGCCCGCCUCAGGACAUUGCACAAUCUAGUGAUUCAGUAUGCCUCGCAAGGGCGAUACGAGGUAGCAGUGCCACUCUGCAAGCAGGCAUUGGAAGACCUGGAGAAAACAUCAGGGCAUGAUCACCCUGAUGUUGCCACCAUGCUGAAUAUUCUUGCUCUAGUUUAUAGGGACCAGAACAAAUACAAGGAGGCUGCUCACCUACUAAACGAUGCUCUGUCCAUCCGAGAAAAAACUUUAGGCAAGGACCAUCCUGCGGUGGCAGCUACUUUGAAUAACCUUGCUGUACUGUAUGGGAAGAGAGGAAAGUACAAAGAAGCCGAACCACUGUGCAAGCGAGCACUAGAAAUUCGAGAAAAGGUCCUAGGAAAGUACCACCCAGAUGUUGCCAAGCAGCUGAAUAACCUAGCUCUGCUGUGCCAGAAUCAAGGCAAAUAUGAUGAAGUAGAGUAUUAUUACAGCCGAGCCCUGGAAAUAUACGAAUCAAAACUGGGACCUGAUGACCCGAAUGUUGCCAAGACAAAAAACAAUCUGGCUUCAUGCUACUUGAAGCAAGGCAAAUACAAGGAUGCCGAAGCACUUUACAAGGAGAUUCUCACCAGGGCACAUGAGAAGGAGUUUGGAUCUGUUGAUGGUGACAACAAGCCAAUCUGGAUGCAUGCUGAAGAAAGGGAAGAGAGCAAGGGCAAACGUAGAGACAAUGCUCCAUACGGAGAAUAUGGCAGUUGGUACAAAGCCUGCAAAGUUGACAGUCCUACAGUGAAUACUACCUUGAAAAGCCUGGGAGCAUUGUACCGCCGGCAAGGAAAGCUAGAGGCUGCUGAAACACUGGAGGAAUGUGCAACAAAAACAAGAAAGCAGGUAAUCGAUGCGAUAAGCCAAACAAAAGUAGUGGAUCUUUUAAAAGAUGGAAGCAACCAAAGUCGUAAACAGAGUCGAGGUGGCCUUAAUGGAUCUGCAGUUAAAUGUGAGAAUGGUAACGACAAUGAAGAUGGGACAACAGCUGAAUGGUCAGGGGAUGGUAGCGGAGCUUUAAGAAGGAGUGGUUCCAUUGGCAAGCUUCGAGAUACCCUGCGUCGCAGUAGUGAGAUGUUGGUAAAGAAGCUUCAACGAUGUGGACCACAGAACUCCAAGAAUGCUGGGAUGAAGCGUGCCAGUUCACUUAACUUCCUAAAUAAAAGUAUGGAAGAAUCCAGCCAGGCAUCUAGCAACAGCCUUUCAGAAUCCAGAGGUCUGAGUGCCAGCAAUGUGGAUUUAUCUAGGCAAAGCUUCCUUAUUGGUUAAUGGCCUUCUGACAGUCACCUAAUUCUCAGAACUGAAAAGCCAAAAUUUUGGAAAACAGAAUGUAUGCAUUUUUAAGAAGACCAUUUUUAUUUUACAUGGCUGCUCAUUCCAUGCUUGGAGAUCUCAGUAAAUAUAAAAAUAAACUCUAAACCAAGAAAGCAUGCUGCUUUUCAAAGUUCCAUGAUUUUGAAGAAUCAUUGUAGUCCUUUAUGAAGGUACAGCUACACUCUGUACUGUGACCAUUUGUCAGGACUUCUGUAAACUGCAAUAGAGUUGAGCUGUACUCCAAGGUUGUUUUGCAGCUCACAUGGCUUCUCUUUUUUUUCUUAUGUUUGGUUCCGAAGUUCAAAGGUCAUUUUGGUAAUCCUAAGAUCAUUCCUCUUGGGCAUGCUCAAGUAACUUUUCUUUUUAGUCAUUCAUAUGUAUUACAAAUGCAUAACCAUUCUAUUUACUUUUGUUGGGGGUGGCAUUGCCUCAUGUUUUCAUUAAAAAAAAAAGAUGGACAUGUUGGGGCUGUUGAAAUAAGACUGUUGUUUAAGCCUGUAGUUUGUCCUCAGAACAAAAUGAAUGGAUAUGAUUAAGCUUGCUUUGCUUAAAAAUAUAUGAAUGAAGUUUCUGGAAAAAUGCAAAAAUAUUAAUUUGAUUUGGCACUGUUAUAACGAAGCAAUUAAAUAACACUUAUGUAUGAUGGGGGGGGGGGGUUGAAGCCUUUAGCAUGCCCGUAGAUGUGGACUUGCUGAAGAUACACAUGCCUGUGGAACAGCUUUCACUAAGUCAAAUAAGAUGUUUUAUGCAGGAUGAGUGAUAAUUAAUCAGACCCAUAUUAUAUAAGGAUAUUUACUGCAACCACCAUAACCCAGUGGAGAAGAACUAGAACCUUGGUACGCUCAGUACUUACAAGAAGUACUGUGAGAGAAGUGGACAUUGUUUAGUCUCGUGUAAUUAAUGGAAGCCUGCUGUAGAUCUCUGAAGACUAUAAAAAGACUGUUGCAAUAUUGGAAAGUGAAUGUUUAAGUAAAAUGAGUAAGUAACACAUUCUUGGGGAAAGAAAUAUUUACAGUUGCUGGCUAGAAAGCCCACUGAAGUCUGUCAAAAAAAAAAAACUUCUGUAAAAUGAUGAAAUGUGAAUACUUAAGAUGAGUAAGUAAUAGCCGAGGAAAGAACUGUUUACAUUUGCUGGCAAGGAAACAUCCUAUGGUUUCAACUUAUGUAUAUAUAGGUAUAAAUUAUUAAUUUUUGUAUAGUAUGGGGAUUUGUUUACACACCAGGUAGAAAUACCUCUUUAAACUUUGAAUGAACUUGACUAUGUUUGAAGAAUGUACUUAUAGGAGGCACAGUGACACCUCUGUAGUUAAAUAAAAGCCAUUAAAAGUACAAAUAUC
Protopterus annectens (West African lungfish) is the source of this 3660-nucleotide messenger RNA. It is a transcript of the gene KLC2, whose product is annotated as kinesin light chain 2. Gene Ontology annotation, biological process: microtubule-based movement. Gene Ontology annotation, cellular component: kinesin complex; membrane-bounded organelle; cytoplasm. Gene Ontology annotation, molecular function: kinesin binding. Bases 389 to 2278 code for a protein of 629 amino acids. Lineage: Eukaryota; Metazoa; Chordata; Ceratodontiformes; Protopteridae. The transcript is spliced from 17 exons. The record is from RefSeq and is a predicted model, not a curated record.